UCGCGAUCAGCUGGAACUCUAGUUACUACUCAUAAUGCCACUUAUAUUCCUCCGAGAUUUAUGCCUGGAUAUCGGGGUCACUGUCCUACAAUAAAAUAUGAUUAUGGUGAAACGUACGGUAACGCUACAAAUAAAUAUUUUCAAGAUUAUAGAUCACAAGUUUUAAACAGUUCUAAAGAUCCGUAUUGUCGUGGUGGUCAGUUUCCUACUUAUUAUACUCAUAAUCCUGAUCUAGUUAUUAGCAAUAGAUGUAGAAACAGAGAUCGCUGGAUUCUGGCUCCGAAAUACGAACUUUCUAAUGUAGAUUAUGAUAGAAGAGAUGAACUGAGAAGUUUUGAUACGUUGGCCCAGAAACAUCGUGAAUUUUAUACAGAUAAAACUGGAACUCAGAAACCUGUGGAAUAUUUUCAACUACCA
This is a messenger RNA of Lottia gigantea (owl limpet), 417 nucleotides long. RefSeq lists its product as hypothetical. Lineage: Eukaryota; Metazoa; Mollusca; Gastropoda; Lottiidae. The transcript is spliced from 3 exons. The annotation marks the transcript as partial. The record is from RefSeq and is a predicted model, not a curated record.